CCCGCCGCCCGAGCCCGGAGCCCCCCGCGGGCUGCGGCUGCCCGAGCCUGGGCUGCCCCGCCGGCGAAAGCGCGCCCCGGGCCGGAGGGAGGCCCGGCCGCUCCCGCCGCCCAGGUGAGACUGGCUCUGUUCAAAGGAAGAGUAACGUACCAGGAAUACAGCAGGUGCUAAGGACCACACUGUUCACCUAGCCUAAGCAAAGCUGUCCCCUAGAAGGAAGAAGAAAUCACCAUGGCAGAAUUUGCAGGUUACAAGGAAACCUCCAACCGGCACCUGCGCUUCAAGCUGCAGAGCCUCAGCCGCCGCCUCGAUGAGCUGGAGGAAGCAACGAAAAACCUGCAGAAAGCUGAGGAUGAGCUGCUUGACCUCCAGGAUAAAGUCAUCCAGGCAGAAGGCAGCAACUCCAGCAUGCUGGCUGACGUUGAGGCCCUGCGGAAGAGAGUGCUGAAGAUUGAAGGCAAAGACGAAGAAAUCAGGAAAGCCGAGGAGCUUUGCCGCUUAAUGAAGGAAAAGCUCGAGGAGGAGGAGAGUCUGACCCGAGAGCUGAAGUCAGAAAUUGAGCACCUGCAGAGGAGAAUGGCAGAGCUGGAGAAGCUGGAAGAGGCCUUUGGCAGGAGCAAGAACGACUGCACGCAGCUGUGUCUGAGCCUCAAUGAAGAAAAGAACUUGACCAAAAAGAUAUCUACAGAGUUAGAAAUACUCCGAGUGAAAGUGAAAGAACUGGAAGCCUCUGAGGACAGGCUGGAUAAAACUGAGCAGAGCUUAACAGGUGAGUUAGAAAAACUGAAAUCCUUAGCUCUGAGCUUCAUCACCGAGAGAAAAUAUUUUAAUGAACGAGAGAAGCAGAAUGAGAAAAUAAUCCAGGAGCUCACCCAGAAGCUAGAACAGAACAACAAACUGACCAGGGCAGAUCAAACCAGAAACGCUUCCAACUUGCUGGAAAGGUCAUCCAAUAACCUCCUGGACAGAAAUGAUCUGAAGAUCGAAGAUGACUUGACUUCUGCCUUGCCCUCGAAGGAGACCAGGAGGAAGGGAAGCGUGGACUACCUGAAGCACGUAGAAAACGAGAGCAGGAAUAAAGCGGAAAACCAAAAGAAUAAAAAUCAGGAAGACAACAAAGUGAAGGAUCUCACCCAAGAGAUUGAGAAGCUUAAAACCCAGAUCAAGCGUUUCGAGUCUCUGGAGGAAGAGCUGAAAAAAAUGAAAGCCAAAAACAACGACCUGCAAGACAGCUACCUGAGCGAGCAGAACAAGAACAAGCUCCUGGCAGGGCAGCUGGAGGAAAUCAAAAUGCAGAUAAAGAAGCAGAAGGAGCUGGAGAACGGAGAGCUGGACAAUGAGGACACAAGCUUCUUCAGCAGGGGCAAACACGAGAGACCCAAAUACAGAGGUGUCACGGCUGAUCUGGCGGCUGCCCGGCACAAGCCGAGGGAGCUCUCACCGCAGCAGCGCCGGGAAAGAGCAAGGAACAGAGAUUUCUCUGUCAGCAGUGACAGCUACAGUCACGGCGGGAAGCAGCUGCUCAGCCCGAGCUUCACGAACAGGAAAGCAGGAAAGGCAGCCGGGGCAUCUGCCCUUUCAGACACUGCUGGGACAGAUACAAAAAGACUGGAAGAGAGAUCUUCAGUUUCCACUUUUUCUUCUGGUCAGAAGGAAGGCGGUGCCACGCAGCACGAGGGGAAGAGAGCGAAGGAGCAGCCAUCUGUCCUCAGCCGCUAUCCACCUGCUGCACAGGAGCAGAAGUCUUGGAAAGCGCCUUCCAGACCUGUUGGUGAUGCAGGCCUGAGGUCCAAGGCUGAAAAGCCAUCCCAGGUGCUCCGUGGCAGCUGCCAAACCAGUGCUGACACGCAGGAUGAGAAGUCAAGCAAAGGCGACUCAGUGGCUGCUUUGGCUGAGAAGCUGAAAUCCAGUCAGGCAGAGGUCAGUGAGGGCUCGGGGGACACACUGCUCACCCGAGGUCAUCACAUCUCUUCCAAUGGCACAGCUUCAGCACACAGGUACCACCUCUCUUCCCAUGCCUUGGCAUCUGACUCCACUGGCUCUAAAGCAGAAGCAGUGACCACUUCUGCUGCAUCACACCGACAGCCCUCGGAGGGGAGGGCUAGAAGAGCAAUAAUGUCCCAGGAAAAGGAAUCUGCAGAGGCCCCACUUGAAAGCGUGAAGGCUCCGACACUCAGCAAGCGCUCGCAGCGCUCCAGGAGUCAGGAGGACAUUCUGCAGAUUCUCACAGGUCUGGAUAAAGAAGAGAUGGAGCAGUCUACAACUUCAGCAACAGAUCAUGUAAAUGCUGGCUUGAAAAACACCCAGAGUAACCAGGAAAAGCUUAAUGCAGAUGAAGAAUCGGGAAGAAGCAGAAAAACCAGCACUCACUCAGAGCUUGAGACCAGAAAGAAAGUCGGUGCCAAGCAGUUCUCCAACUCCAGGGCAGUUCCUAGAGCAUCACCUUUUGAAAAUGACAAAAGCACUGCCAGUGAGGAAGACUCCAGCAAAUGUAUGAAACCACCAGAUGCCAGUGCUGGAGGAUUUCAGCCCAGAAGGUCAUUCAGCCCAAGAGAAGCUCUGAGGUCAAAAGCUGUCAUCAAACCUGCCAUUGUUGAGAAGGAUAUGAAGGCAGUCAUGGGAGGGACCAUUUCUGAGGCAGAGUCAGAAAAACAGAAGUCUGUUCUAAAAAUGGUGACAAGCAAAAUGACAAGCAGCAUCACCAUCUUCCCUUCUGAGCCAACAGCUCCAAGGAGCGCUGCAGAUCCCAAGGAGAGGCAUGUUACCACCAGCAACAUCAGAGUUGCUCCCAAUGAGCCCUCACCACUAACAAACAAUGUCCCCACCCCUUUUGAGAUAUCAAUCAAUAAAAACGCUCUGAAAUUACCUGAGACAGACAGAACUGGAGAGGCAGCAUCCAGAAGUAAGGCAGAAACAGUGGUCUCCAGAAGCAGCAUUGUGAUAAAGACCUCUGAGCUCCUGGAAAGGAACAGCGAGGGGCCUGCAGAGACAGCUGGCUGGAAGAGCCACGGCCUCGCAGAUGCAGCUUCAGCAGAAACAAAGCACGUCACUGUGAGAAGUUCCUGGAGAACAAGACAAGGCUUACAUUCCCUAGAGGACUCUCAAACCAAAGUGGAGAAAAGCGCAGCUUCCAGUGCUACAAACGUGUGCAGGUCCUCAGUGGACCUCUCAGACAUGGCAGGGAACAGUGCAAGAACAAACUCCCUGGAUCAGACCUCAGCAAGGAGCAGUGCCACGGCCAGCUCCUGGAGUGCCCCUGAGCUGGGGUCCCGAAGGACCAAAAGUAACUUGAGUGCAUCUGAGCUGCUGCCACGCAGGAGCUAUGCCGGCGACCCUGCAGCUGCCUGCCACCGCACCAUGCCGCUCGAUGAAAGCAGAGAUGUCGUGCCCAGUUCCAGAAGGAAACACUGUGGCUCUUCUGAGUACCUCUCACAGGCUGACACAGCAGGGAAGAGGGCAGCCAGCAAGGUGGAGCUGCAGGACCCUGUGUCCAGCCCCCAGGCACCGCUGGAUCUCCAAGUGGAGGAGCAGGGUGCUCCCCGUGCCUGCCGGACGACGUCUCGGAGGUGAGCUGUGUCCUCCCCACGCCAGGAACAGGCCACGCGGUGAGGCAAGAGGCAGGACAGCCCUGAGCUGUGGGUGUCACACCUGCUGUAACCUCUCCAAGGGCUUCAGCCAGCCUGAAACCAGUUUGCUAAUGUGAUUUGCAAGGUACAGGAGCUUUAUCAGUGAAUUCUUUUCCUUCAUUGCUGAAGAGGCAGCUGCAGAGACUUUGCUCAGGGGACUCCCACUUUUCAUCUCUGUACCUGCAAACUUCAUCUUCUCCAUAGGAUGAUAGGCGUGUCUCCAUGUGGAAAACCUGGACUGCACAGCAGCUCUGAAUGAUGGUACUCCUUGGGCAAGAGAGAACUUGUUAACCACCUGCUUUUAGCCAAGAUCCCAGAGGCGUCCCUGUGACUGCAGCCUAUAACAGCUGGCCCACACAGCUUCACGAUGGAAAGCUUUCAGCUCCUGGGGAGAGUCUGCAUUCUCCUAGCACAGCCUUGCUGGCCUGGCUUGUGGCCACCUCAGUACCUGUGUUCCAGCAUCCUCUGUGUCUAGACAGGACGACACCAUGCCCCAUUGCUUGCUGUACACAGCAAGAGGGAAGGUGAGCUGAGAAUGUUUAGCAGCAGUUUCUUCCCUGCUGCUGGCAGUCUCUACAAAAAGCUUUGCAUGACCUGCUCCUCAUCACCAGCUGAGAGCUUGCACCAAGAAGUCACCCACAGAGCCAAACCAACAGCAGUUCCCACAGCACUAAAACCUUCUCCUGACCUGUGCUGAGGAGCUUCCUUACAUGAAGCUUUAUAUCCACCAUGCCCUGCAAACAAGAACCCUGCUGCUCGCUGUGAGCAGCUGAGCUCCAAGGGAAAAAAGAAACAAGCAGAAUGUUCUUCCUUCCAAACCCAGGUUGGAGACAGCAGGACUGGAUCCCCAGCUGAGCUGCAGCAUGGCUCACUGGGCAGUGCUUCCUUUUCCAAUGUUGAGGUGGUUUCCCAAAUUUAUAUUUUUUACCUUUUUAACCCUUCUUCUUCUUUU
Molecule: messenger RNA, 4578 nt
Organism: Dryobates pubescens (Downy woodpecker)
Lineage: Eukaryota; Metazoa; Chordata; Aves; Piciformes; Picidae
Gene: LUZP1
Product: leucine zipper protein 1
Exons: 4
Coding region: 232-3570 (1112 amino acids)
Source: RefSeq, a predicted model, not a curated record